AUGUCAUCACGAUACUCUACCCCCGACUACACCCUGGACUAUGAUGUGCGCUCUGAGCCUUCGGUCGAAUAUAACUAUGUUCAGAACGGUAUUAGAUACUACCCGGACCGUGAUAUGUGGAGCCCCGUGUGGGAGCCAGAGCCUUCUCAAACAACUAGACCCUCUCCUAAUGACAUGGUCGUGGAUGAGCCGGUCGUCGAAGACGUUAAACCGAACAUCUCCGUGGCUGGUGGUUCGGAUGGUCAAUCGGUCGCUAAUCCUGCGCAGGCUACUGAUGCCCACCAAGCUACCAAUACUGGUAUCAUGCCCAAGAUCAUGAUACCGAAAGGGUUGGAGAUCGUUGAGACUCCCAAGUAUUACUUCCCGCUUAAGGCAAAAUGGCACUCUGUUUACGACCCACAAGGUCGAUACGAUCUCUCUUCGAUCCCGACGGCAGUCCCCCGGAUGAAUAUCCAUAACGAUCCGCACCCGUUUGUGUGUGUUGCGUGGAACGUACAUGAUCCGGAGCUUCCCCCCGGACUCCCGGUCCCUUUUUUAAAGACCACGGCCCCAAUCGACUUAUUUUCGGCUUCUAGUUCUCCGGCUCCGUCUUCGCAAUCUAGCUCAGCGCCUUCAACCUUGUCCGACGCUUCGUCCACUGCUUCAUCGGCCUAUCCCCCAAUCUCCGCUUAUAUCGGCUUGAACCAUCAAGGGGUUCAACGACUCCUCCUUGACGACAACAACCCGCCAUCCGCCGUGUGUAUUUAUACCGAAAAAGAUGUUAUGCGCAUCUUUGAAGGUAUCGCUCCCGAUUAUGUUCAUAUGUGCUCGGAGUAUCCGCCAUCCUCUUUAGCCGAAUCCGAUCGCCGAGUAAUGUUUUUUGAGAACAUGCAGUGGCAUUUCCGAAACAAAAGGUCUACUUAUUUGAGCACCAGGAACUUCUAA
This is a messenger RNA of Puccinia graminis f. sp. tritici CRL 75-36-700-3, 924 nucleotides long. RefSeq lists its product as uncharacterized. Bases 1 to 924 code for a protein of 307 amino acids. The transcript has 6 exons. NCBI's taxonomy places the organism in Eukaryota, Fungi, Basidiomycota, Pucciniomycetes, Pucciniales, Pucciniaceae. The record is from RefSeq and is a predicted model, not a curated record.